AUGCCGAAGCAGUACGUUCUUUUUGGGCGGCUGCUGCCGCCCAUCACAACGCGGCGCAUCACCAUCCUCAUCUCGGCCGUCUUCAUCUUCGCCGUGUUCUCCGUCAUCUUCACGCUUCCCAGUGCCGUGCCGACCGGCCCGAGCCUGUCCAAGUUUGCCGACCACAAAUUCUCCAUCCCACAGUUCAAGUCCCACCCGCAAUGGACGAACAAAUGGUCCAACUCCCUCAACCCUUUCCGCCCCAAAUCGCACGCUCCGCCGCGCCAAAAAGACGACUCCCACGAGGACUCGGCCUGGUUCUCCGACUGGAAGUGGCUCUCGACGCCCUUCUCCUCCUCCUUCACCCUCGACGAGAGCCGCGCGCUGCUGCCGCCCCUGCCUGACCGGCCUCCCAUCUACUGCUACUACGACACGGCCAUUGAGCGCGAUAGGAAGCUGGCCGAUUCGGAGAGUGCGCUGCUGCUGACGUGGCGCCGGGCCUGGUGGGCGCAGGGCUUCCGUCCCGUGCUCCUGAGCUCGGCGGAGGCCAUGAACAACCCGCGGUACAAGGACGUGCAGCAGCUGAAGAUUACGCCUGGUGCCAAGGCCGACAUCAUGCGCUGGCUGGCCUGGGAGAACAUGGGCGGCGGUCUGCUGGCGAGCUACCUCGUGCUGCCCAUGGGGCCCCGCACCGAUCCCUUGCUGUCUUUCCUGCGCCGUGGCGAGUACCCGGCGCUGACCCGCUGGGCCGGCCUGAGCGAUGGCCUGUUUGCCGGUAGCAAGGAGGAGAUUUCCAACGCGAUCAAGCUGGUCCUCUCCAACCCGACCAUUGUCAACGCCGAGACGUUCCUGGAGGCGAUUCCGCCCGUCACCGACCUGCCGCCGGUGAAGGCUGCUCCGGCGGCCGCUGCUGGUGCUGCUGGCGCUGCUGGUGCUGCUGGCGCCGCCGCCAAGCAGGCUGGUGCGUCCGCGGCGGCGGCCGCUGCUUCAGCUCCUGCCAAAGCCGCCCUUCUUGGUGCGGUCCCUGUCCAGGCCGCUCCCCUUGCGGCCACCUCCCCGUCGCCUCUUCCCGCUGGCCAAGCAGCCGUCCCCGGCCAGGCGGCGCCUCCUGCCAAGAAGGUUGCCGCGCGGGCUAUCGACCCGGCCGGCGCCGUGGGCGGCAUGGUGGCGGACGAUCACAACGACAUGAAGGCCAGGACCAAGGACUAUCCCUUUAUCGUCGACGAUACGCCUUCCGCCAUUGCCUUUUACGACACCCAGACCGUCGCCAUGAAGUACAUCAAGGUCGGCGACAUGAUCCACCGUGACCGGGCCGACGGACUCGCCAGCCUCAACCAGCUCAUCAACGCCCAUCUCCACAUCGCGUGGCAGAACCUCUUCUCGUCCGGCAUCGCCGUCCUGAAGCCGCGCGCCGAGCACACGACGCAGAUGAUUGAGGCGGCCACCGAUCUCGCCAACCGCCUGGCGCAGUGCUCCGUAUCGCCGCUCGAGGCCUCGUGCCCGCCCAACAUGCCCAAGUGCGAACCCUGCGUGUCGCGCCAGCCGAUGCGCGUCCGCACACCACCGACCUACCGGAACACGUCGACGCUCUACACCAUUGGCACGGUGCCGCACCCGUACACCUUCCAGUCCGUCGCGCACAAGCAGGGCGCCGUCGACGUUGCGUGGCUGCGCCGCAAGUCGCACCGGGACGCCUGGCUCUUUGACAUUACCAAGGAGCUGCUCGGUACCGGUGUCUCGGGCGGUGCCCGCGUGCUCCGGUUCAAGCGCGCCGUUGCCGGCGAGUUUGCCGAGGGCCACACGCUCUGGAUCUCCGCCGAGCAGCCGCUGCCCACCGACGUCGACUGGCACUUUGGCUUUGCCAUCCCGGCCCAGGGCCGGGGCAUCAAGAAGGGCGAGUCCAAGACGCCCGUACCCGGUCCCGAGCGCCUGCCACCCCCGCAGCACGACAAGGACGACGGGCCCGUGGCGUCGCCCGAUGCGCUGGCCAAGGAGCGCGACCUGCUCGCCAAGGCUAAGAAACUUGGCGUCAGCAAGAGCAAGAAGGACGUGGCCGUGCGCAGCGCCGUCGAGGCGUGGAACCUGGCCGACACGGAGGCCUGGAAGUUUGCGCGCGCGUACCUGGCGCGCUCCUACAAGGAGCGGGCCACGUGGGAGAAGGAGGAGGCCAAGUACUCGGGCGGUGCCGGCAGCGAGCUGGGCCGGCGGGACGGCGGCAUGUUCUCGUAG
Messenger RNA from Sporothrix brasiliensis 5110, 2208 nucleotides. RefSeq lists its product as uncharacterized. The coding region runs from base 1 to 2208 and encodes 735 amino acids. The transcript has a single exon. NCBI's taxonomy places the organism in Eukaryota, Fungi, Ascomycota, Sordariomycetes, Ophiostomatales, Ophiostomataceae. The record is from RefSeq and is a predicted model, not a curated record.